Molecule: messenger RNA, 1215 nt
Organism: Acytostelium subglobosum LB1
Lineage: Eukaryota; Evosea; Eumycetozoa; Acytosteliales; Acytosteliaceae
Exons: 1
Coding region: 1-1215 (404 amino acids)
Molecular function (GO): protein binding
Source: RefSeq, a predicted model, not a curated record
AUGAAGUCCACUCUUGAAGUGAUGACCUCGAUACUUCAAGAAGUCAACCAACUCUCCAACCUCCAGCAGAGACCCUAUGAAGACGAGUGCUCGAGCAACGAAUCAGACACCAAGGAUGCCAAACCAGAGGAGUGCAGCCAUGCCCAGGUCGUUAAGAUGAUCAGAUCAAUCCAAUCACUAGUCCCAUUGGAUCAAAACACAAGUGAUCGUCUCAACUCAUCAACCGAUGAGUCCCCCAAACAACUCUCAGACUAUGACCUUCUCCAUGCCAUUCAAGAGUGCUCAGAGAUGACCAAGUCGUUGAACUACUCCCAAACCAAGCUGCUCCAGAUCAAGAUUGAUGACACGGUUACCAACAAGAUCAUGAGCAACAUUGAGAAAUGUUUCACUCUCAUUGACUCUCAUGAGUUCCACAAUCACUACUUCUCCCUGACUGCCAACUCGUGCAAGCUGUACCACUCUACUCUGACCAAUCCAUUGAACAUCAAGGAGUUCAAGCCAAGAUCAUACAUUGAGUAUGCAACAGUGUAUGCCUCCAACAAUGUAUAUGUGUUUGGUGGCACUGAGAGUCCCAACACGUACUCGAGGCUCUACCUUCCAGAGCUGCGUUGGUACAAUGAUCUACCAAUCACCAGUAUCGAUGGUGGCCAAUCUAUCUCUACGUGCUACGAUGGAGAUCGUCACAUCUACUUGGUUGGUGGCAUCAUCAAUGGAUACCGUAGUAACCGAGUAGAUCGCUUCAACAUUGUGACUCAACAGUUCAGUCACGUCGGAUCACUUCCAACACCUCUCAACUCUGCCGGAGUCUUCUUCCACAGUGGCAAGCUCUAUGUCAUUGGUGGCUAUCACACCAAUGAUACCCAGCUUGGUACCAUUCUCUCAUUCGAUGUCACAACUCCUCACUGUGAUAUCCACACGUAUGGACUUAAUGUUGGUCAAUCAAUAUCCCAUUUCUUUGAUGGCAAGGACAUUUACUUAUUGUCCACCAAUGGAUUCUUCCGUGUGAAUCUGGCUUCAAAGGAGGUGAAGGGUCUCACCCAACCAAAGUCAACGGACUACCACAAGUUGUUCUUUGAUGGAAAGAUCCGAUUGUUGGUUGGAAUUGGCAACAACAUGGAGUACUCAAAGGAAUCUGAUAAUUGGAAACAAUUGAAUGACAAUUACAGAUCAGAACCACUUGGUCUUCAUGCUGGAAUGUGUCUUAUCAACUCAUAA